This is a messenger RNA of Bactrocera tryoni, 3128 nucleotides long. Its product is annotated as flocculation protein FLO11-like. The transcript is spliced from 4 exons. The record is from RefSeq and is a predicted model, not a curated record. Lineage: Eukaryota; Metazoa; Arthropoda; Insecta; Diptera; Tephritidae. The coding region runs from base 48 to 3128 and encodes 1026 amino acids.
CACUACACAGAUGUCAAUAUCAAAAUCGAAUAUUUAUAUAAACAAAAAUGCUAAAACAUAUAUUCAUGCUUUGCCUUUUGAUCGUUCUUGGAAACGAUAUGCCAAUAAACAAAACCGUCGUUUUACAUAGUGGCUUUGGGGCCCUUAAGUUUAUUAUACAAUUUCGCACUAUUUGCAAAAACAAAAGCAACAUAACUACCGAGGCGACCAACACUGACCAGAUCACAACCUCAACUACUCCUUAUUCUAUAUAUAAUACUCCUCUAUGGAGUACAAUUUCGGAAGAACCGUUCAAUAUUUAUGAUGAGCCAAAACCCGAAAGUGGCUCAUUGAUUCUAGAUAAUAAGAGCACGACUGGUCUUCUAUAUUUAACAACACCCAGUCCAAUUACCGAAAGAGACAGGGCAACAUCAAUUACUACUGCGGAAUCACCCGUAACGCUCAAACUAAUAACCACAAAAAGUCAACAAUCGUCAUUAACAAUUGAAAAAGGCACAACAGUCGACGAAUCCUAUAGCUCUUCAGAUGGUAUAAUAUUCCCAUCAACUGAAGAAAGCACAAGAGCCGACGAAGCUUCCGGCACUUCAGAUGCUACAACAUCCCUAUCAACUGAAGGAAGCACAACAGUCGACGGAGCUUCCAGCACUUCAGAUGUUACAACACCGUCAUCAUCAACUGAAGAGAGCACAACAGUCGACGAAGCUUCCAGCACUUCAGAUGUUACAACACUAUCAUCAUCAACUGAAGAGAGCAACCCAGUCGACGAAUCUUCUAGCACUUCAGAUGUUACAACACCAUCAUCAUCAACUGAAGAGAGCGCAACAGUCGACGAAUCUUCUAGCACUUCAGCUGUUACAACGCCGUCAUCAGCAACUGAAGAAACCACAACAGUCGACGAAGCUUCCAGCACUUCAGACGCUACAACAUCCCUAUCUAUUGAAGGAAGCACAACAGCCGACGGAACUUCCAGCACUUCAGAUGCUACAACAUCCCCUUCUACUGAAGAGAGCACAACAGUCGACGAAUCUUCUAGCACUUUAGAUGUUACAACACCAUCAUCAUCAACUGAAGAGAGCACAACAGUCGACGAAUCUUCUAGCACUUCAGCUGUUACAACACCGUCAUCAGCAACUGAAGAGAGCACAACAGUCGACGAAUCUUCUAGCACUUCAGACGCUAGAACAUUCCUAUCUACUGAAGGAAGCACAACAGUCGACGGAUCUUCCAGCAUUUCAGAUGCUACAACAUCCCUUUCUACUGAAGAGAGCACAACAGUCGACGAAUCUUCUAGCACUUCAGCUGUUACAACACCGUCAUCAUCAACUGAAGAGAACACAACAGUCGACAAAUCUUCUAGCACUUCAGCUGUUACAACACCAUCAUCAUCAACUGAAGAGAGCACAACAGUCGACGAAGCUUCCAGCACUUCAGACGCUACAACAUCCCUAUCUACUGAAGGAAGCACAAUAUUUGACAGAUCUUCCAGCACUUCAGAUGCUACAACACCGUCAUCAUCAACUGAAGAGAGCACAACAGUCGACGAAUCUUCUAGCACUUCAGAUGUUACAACACCAUCAUCAUCAACCGAAGAGAGCACAACAGUCGACGAAUCUUCCAGCACUUCAGAUGUUACAACACCAUCAUCAUCAACUGAAGAGAGCACAACAGUCGAUGAAUCUUCUAGCACUUCAGCUGUUACAAUACCGUCAUCAUCAACCGAAGAGAGCACAACAGUCGACGAAUCUUCUAGCACUUCAGACGCUACAACACCGUCAUCAUCAACUGAAGAGAGCACAACAGUCGACGAAUCUUCCAGCACUUCAGAUGUUACAACACCAUCAUCAUCAACUGAAGAGAGCACAACAGCCGACGGAACUUCCAGCACUUCAGAUGCUACAACAUCCCCUUCUACUGAAGAGAGCACAACAGUCGACGAAUCUUCUAGCACUUCAGAUGCUACAACACCGUCAUCAUCAACUGAAGAGAGCACAACAGUCGAUGAAUCUUCUAGCACUUCAGCUGUUACAAUACCGUCAUCAUCAACCGAAGAGAGCACAACAGUCGACGAAUCUUCUAGCACUUCAGAUGCUACAACAUCCCUAUCUACUGAAGGAAGCACAACAGUCGACGGAUCUUCCAGCACUUCAGAUGCUACAACAUCCCUUUCUACUGAAGAGAGCACAACAGUCGACGAAUCUUCUAGCACUUCAGAUGUUACAACACCAUCAUCAUCAACUGAAGAGAGCACAACAGUUGACGAAGCUUCCAGCACUUCAGACGCUACAACAUCCCCUUCUACUGAAGAGAGCACAACAGUCGACGAAUCUUCUAGCACUUCAGAUGCUACAACAUCCCUUUCUACUGAAGAGAGCACAACAGUCGACGAAUCUUCUAGCACUUCAGAAGUUACAACACCAUCAUCAUCAACUGAAGAGAGCACAGCAGUCGACGAAUCUUCUAGCACUUCAGCUGUUACAACACCGUCAUCAUCAACUGAAGAGAGCACAACAGUCGACGAAUCUUCUAGCACUUCACACGCUAGAACAUUCCCAUCUACUGAAGGAAGCACAACAGUCGACGGAUCUUCCAGCACUUCAGAUGCUACAACAUCCCUUUCUACUGAAGAGAGCACAACAGUCGACGAAUCUUCUAGCACUUCAGAUGUUACAACACCGUCAUCAUCAACUGAAGAGACCACAACAGUCGACGAAGCUUCCAGCACUUCAGACGCUACAACAUCCCUAUCUACUGAAGAAAGCACAACAGUCGACGGAUCUUCCAGCACUUCAGAUGCUACAACAUCCCUUUCUACUGAAGAGAGCACAACAGUCGACGAAUCUUCAAGCACUUCAGAUGGUACAACACCGUCAUCAUCAACUGAAGAGAGCACAACAGUCGACGAAUCUUCUAGCACUUCAGCUGUUACAACACCGUCAUCAUCAACUGAAGAGACCACAACAGUCGACGAAUCUUCUAGCUCGACGGAUCUUCCAGCACUUCAGAUGCUACAACAUCCCUUUCUACUGAAGAGAGCACAACAGUCGACGGAUCUUCCAGCACUUCAGAUGCUACAACAUCCCUUUCUACAGAAGAGAGCACAAAUGUCGACGAAUCUUCUAGCACUUUAG